AUGGCGCGGGUUCUGAAUUUUAUAAUUAUAAAACAAUAUCAUUCCUUAGUUUUAAUGGCGGUGGCUGAUGCAAAUUAUUAUUUCAUCAGUGUUGACAUAGGUGCUUACGGCAGCAGUAGUGACACUACCGUUUUUAAAAAUUCUGCAUUUGGAAAGAAGCUUGAAGGUGGUCAGUUAAUACUUCCAUCACCAACUUACCUACCAAAAGAUGAAAAUGGGGAAAACAUGCCUUAUGUUUUUGUUGGAGAUGAAGCGUUCGCUCUCUCAGAACACAUAAUGCGACCAUACCCCAGAAGAAACCUAUCUGUAACUCAAAGAGUUUUUAAUUACAGACUCACACUAGCAAGAAGAUUUGUAGAAUGCACUUUUGGCAUACUUACUAAUAAAUGGAGAAUUUUACAUCGGGCUUUAGAUGUAAAACUAACAACUUGUGACCAAAUAAUUAAAGCAUGUUGCAUUUUACAUAAUUACGUACGCAAACAUGAUGGAAUUCGGUUUAAGGACAAAUUGUAUGGGACCGAGUUACAAAGUUUGCGCCAUACUCCUGUGAGAUCUAGAAUAUCCAGCAUUGAAAAUAGACAAUAUUUUGCAGAAUAUUUUGAUUCACCGAAAGGGUCAAUUCCAUGGCAAUAUGAAAAAAUAUAA
This is a messenger RNA of Parnassius mnemosyne (clouded apollo), 645 nucleotides long. Lineage: Eukaryota; Metazoa; Arthropoda; Insecta; Lepidoptera; Papilionidae. The record is from the annotation of a GenBank genome assembly.